AUGAAGGUCCAUGUGCGAAAAUGGCACCCGGUGGCCUACUGGCACUGGGACGUGCGCGAUCCAGACGAUGUGUGUGGUAUCUGCCAGAACUACUUUGACGGCGUGUGCGGCGCAUGCCGCGAUCCGGGCGAUGCGUGCCCGCUCGCUUUUGGCGAAUGCAGCCACGAGUUUCAUCUACACUGCAUCAUGAAGUGGCUCUCUGAGAAGCGCGAGCCGCUGUGCCCAAUGUGCAAGCGCCCGUGGGUGGAGGCCACGCCGGAACACUUUCAGGACGCGCCGCGCGCGCCGCGUGCAUCGGGCGCGCCAGGCACGCCUGCGGCGCCCAACGGAUACCAUACGUGA
Malassezia japonica is the source of this 342-nucleotide messenger RNA. RefSeq names its product ubiquitin-protein ligase Anaphase Promoting Complex (gene APC11). Bases 1 to 342 code for a protein of 113 amino acids. The transcript is spliced from 4 exons. Gene Ontology annotation, cellular component: anaphase-promoting complex; nucleus. The record is from RefSeq and is a predicted model, not a curated record. Gene Ontology annotation, molecular function: cullin family protein binding; zinc ion binding; ubiquitin protein ligase activity. NCBI's taxonomy places the organism in Eukaryota, Fungi, Basidiomycota, Malasseziomycetes, Malasseziales, Malasseziaceae. Gene Ontology annotation, biological process: protein ubiquitination; anaphase-promoting complex-dependent catabolic process; positive regulation of mitotic metaphase/anaphase transition.